UCGGGCACACCGGGCCGCACCGCGCCGCGCCCGCCGCCAGGACCCGCCCCUUGGCCGCGCCGGGCCAGGCGAGCCGGCGGGCGGGCGGGCUGCGCGCGGGGGCGGGGCGGCGGCCGGCGGUGCCUGCGCCUCGGCGGCGGCUCGGCGCUUCGCACACGCUCGGGGGAACAUGGCGGCGGCGGCGGAGCCGGCUGUCCCGGCGCUGGCGGGCGGCGCGGGCGCGGUGGCGGGGACGCCGUCGGGCGCGGUGCCCGUGCUCUUCUGCUUUUCGGUCUUCGCGCGGCCCUCGUCGGUGCCGCACGGCGCGGGCUACGAGCUGCUCAUCCAGAAGUUCCUCAGCCUGUACGGCGACCAGAUCGACAUGCACCGCAAAUUCGUGGUGCAGCUCUUCGCCGAGGAGUGGGGCCAGUACGUGGACUUGCCCAAGGGCUUCGCGGUGAGCGAGCGCUGCAAGGUGCGCCUCGUGCCUCUGCAGAUCCAGCUCACCACUCUGGGAAAUCUUAUGCCGUCAAGCACUGUGUUUUUCUGCUGUGAUAUGCAAGAAAGGUUCCGGCCAGCCAUCAAGUACUUUGGGGAUAUUAUUAGCGUAGGACAGAGACUGUUGCAAGGGGCCCGGAUUUUAGGGAUUCCAGUUAUUGUAACAGAGCAGUAUCCUAAAGGUCUUGGAAGCACCGUGCAAGAAAUCGAUCUAACAGGUGUUAAACUGGUGCUCCCGAAGACCAAGUUUUCCAUGGUGUUACCGGAAGUGGAAGCAGCAUUGGCAGAGAUCCCUGGAGUCAGGAGCGUCGUGCUGUUUGGAGUAGAAACUCACGUGUGCGUCCAGCAGACGGCCCUGGAGCUCGUGGGCCGCGGUAUCGAGGUUCACAUUGUUGCCGACGCCACCUCCUCCAGAAGCAUGAUGGACAGGAUGUUUGCUCUGGAGCGCCUUGCUCGGACUGGCAUCAUCGUGACCACCAGCGAGGCCGUGCUGCUGCAGCUGGUGGCUGAUAAAGACCACCCCAAGUUCAAGGAGAUCCAGAAUCUAAUUAAGGCCAGCGCUCCCGAGUCCGGUCUGCUCUCCAAAGUCUAGGACGGUUGGAGGACUGCUCUCCCGCGCACUGCGGGGACAGGACUGUAAGCCCAGACGAGUGCUCUCAACGCCACUAGAAUAAAAACGUUCAACCCCA
Ochotona princeps (American pika) is the source of this 1166-nucleotide messenger RNA. RefSeq names its product isochorismatase domain containing 1 (gene ISOC1). Lineage: Eukaryota; Metazoa; Chordata; Mammalia; Lagomorpha; Ochotonidae. Bases 170 to 1069 code for a protein of 299 amino acids. Gene Ontology annotation, cellular component: cytoplasm. The record is from RefSeq and is a predicted model, not a curated record. The transcript has 5 exons.